AUGGCAGCCCUAAAGGCCGAAUACUCGGUAUUCGCGAAUCUAGAAUUUGACCCCAAUGAAUUCGCGAACUCGAUCCUUUCGGGAGACGCACUUAAGUCGCAGCCAGAACCUCCGGCGAAGGAGGACAUCUCAGAGGCCAUCGCGAAGCUGGAUGCUGGAGUAGAUGAUGUAUCCAAACAGAUCAAAGCCCUGGUUACGGAUCACCACCAAGAGCUGCUCGCGCAAGUAGCUCGCGCAAAUGACCUCGGUAGCUCAAUUACUUCGGUGCGGUCAGGGCUUGCGGAGCUCGACAAAUCGAUGGAGAAGUUGACCCAGAAAGUACGGACACCGUAUACAGCACUGCAGACUCACGCGUCACGGUUGCAGAAACUACAGACAGCCUCGGACCUCCUUCGUAGAACGUCACGCUUCGUCAUACUUACGCGUCGGCUUCACGUUCAAAUGGUCGACAUGAACAGCCCGAACAAGGAGGACACUGCAACCGUGACCAUUGAGGGAGAGGACGAGAAGGAGCGUACGAUUGCCAAAGCCGCUCUCAGCAUCGCUGAACUAGUCGCCCUGCUUGACCCACCCACUGCCAGCCCCGAUGAAUCCAAUAUCUCGCUUCGCUCGAUCAAGGCAGUCGCAGCUCAUAUCCCCUUCAUCGAAGAGUCGCGUGACAAGGUGACCGACGAGAUGCAAACCAUGGUCAUCAAUGGCCUGACGACACUGGACCAAUCCCUUCUUGCAUCCUCCCUCCAAACGGCGUACAAUCUUCGUAUCCUUCCUGAUCUCGUACAGAAUCUCAUAUCUGACUUGUCACAAGCGGUCGAAGAACGUAUUCAUAACGCGUUCGACCUGUCACGUAUAUCGAAAGAAGUUUCCAAAGAACCUAUGUCUAACAAUGCACAGUCGCCACCGACGUUGUACAGGUCGCGGGUCCGCACAGAGCCAACAAAUUUGACCGUUCCUCAAUAUGCUGCCGCACUAUGGUCCCGCCUAGAGAAUAUGAUCGAGGAAAUGGCAGGGUGCUGUGAUAAGGUCUACACGUUAGAAAAGGUCCUCAAGAUCAAGAAAGACACCGUAACUCAUGUUGUCUUUUUGGAUGAGACUAUGAAGCUUCUAGAGAACACGCCUAGCGCUUCAUUCUGGACAUCACUCAGCCGGUCUCUCGAGAAGCAUGCACGAGACGCAUCCAAGAAUUCAUCGUUCUUGCAACAAACGCUGAGCACCGGGUAUCCACGCUUGCUGCGCCUCUUUCACGAGUUCUUCGCCAAGAUUGCGGUACACACGGAUACUAUAUAUACCCACAAAUUCCAAAGUCCAGAGACGGUGCUCAUCCUCCGGGCUUUAUCGAACUUUGAAUCAUUAUACCUUUCUCGAUCGGCAAAUAAACUCAAUGAGACUGUGGGGCAAGCCUUGGCGGGAGGAACACGCAAUCCUCCAGGUUUGACGGAAGGCACGAAUGUUGCUCGUGCAGUGGUCAAUGAGCUCGAUUCCGCGCGCUUUGAUCCAUUACUCGUUCGAUCAGUGGCGAAGAACGCGGUGACUUCCUUGGAUAUGAUGCUGACCAGGAUAGACCCAUUAGUGGUGCGAGAUCGUUCGGCGGUGUCUUUAGUAGGCCCAACGGCUUCAGUUCAGCAAAUCACGAAUGGUCAGAUUGUCAAUUUCCUGUAUCACUGUUGGACGCGGCUACAAAAACUUGCAUCGGAAUACACCGAUAGCGUGUAUGCCAUCCUCAAACCCAGCAUCGACAACAUGCAACUUGCUUUCCAGCGGAUCAUUGACCCUACGCUGACCGCCAUUCGGAGAGAAGUUGCCGCGAUUAUUGCGCGCCUCCAUCGCGUCGACCUCAGCAAGUCCAUCGACUCGAUGACUGGUCUUGGCGGCGCAAGCAUCUACAUGAAAGACCUCGUCGAAAAACUCGCGUUCGUGAAAGCGGAAAUUCUACCAACUAUCAAUAUCGGGGAAAUCACCAAGCCAUGGGUUGUGUCCAUCGUUCAAUAUGUGAUUCGAACAUUCGUCUUGCAUGUCUCCAUCGCAAAGCCCCUCGGCGAAAGUGGGAAGCUCCAGCUCACGAGUGACAUGACGGAGCUUGAGUUUGCUUUGAACGCCCUUAUGGUUGACCGCGGUCAAAACAAACGAGGGGGAGACCUUGAAACCGUUGGAGAAGACUAUCGCACGCUUCGUGCAUUACGGCCGUUGCUCUUCCUCGAGAACUCCCAGUUGGCCGAGCCAAAGUACACCGCAGGCUUGCCACCACUGAUUGUAUUGCAUCACAUCCUUGUUCGGUCACCUAUACCUCUACCGCACAGUCUUCACGGUUGGCAGGAGGCUGAAUACGUUCGCUGGGUGGACGAGCACUCGGACGCAGAGGCGUGGACAUUGGUCGAAAGUGGUCUGGCACAUUGGGAGAAGAUAUCUGGGAGUGAGGGGAAAGAGAAGGCAGUGGCUGAUGAGUAUAUUCGACUAGCUCGUACGGUACUUGGUAAUGUCAAAGACUGA
Molecule: messenger RNA, 2484 nt
Organism: Pleurotus ostreatus (oyster mushroom)
Lineage: Eukaryota; Fungi; Basidiomycota; Agaricomycetes; Agaricales; Pleurotaceae
Exons: 12
Coding region: 1-2484 (827 amino acids)
Biological process (GO): intra-Golgi vesicle-mediated transport
Cellular component (GO): COG complex
Source: RefSeq, a predicted model, not a curated record